Molecule: messenger RNA, 3152 nt
Organism: Manihot esculenta (cassava)
Lineage: Eukaryota; Viridiplantae; Streptophyta; Magnoliopsida; Malpighiales; Euphorbiaceae
Exons: 10
Coding region: 756-2789 (677 amino acids)
Source: RefSeq, a predicted model, not a curated record
UACGCAAAACGCGCAACCAAAACAAACAUACGCAAGAAUCGCACCAUAAAUUUUCUCGCUUAUUAGUUAAUAGUUAUCGUCUUCAUUUUCCUUCUCCGAUCUCUCUCCGCCUCUCCGGUCCGCUUCUCCUCCGCCGCUACUUCUGCCGGCUCUCUCUUUCUUUCUGGUUGAUAACGACAAGCAAACCAUAUGAUCAUGACGUGCGAUGUAUUGACUGAGAAUCAGAUCCUGACAUUACAUAUUUACGAAAUUACCCUCACCUCUAACUUCCUCUCCAAUAUGUAACCCUCUUUCUGCAAUUAAUGACCGAGUUCUUUCAAUUCUCAGGACGUGUCGAAGCUUCUUCUGGACACGCCUUCCAACCCAAGCAACCCCUUUAAGCCUCUGCCUCCCCAUUUCUCCAAUCAUCUUCUCUCUUUUCAUUUUCGCCUUUAUAGCUCUUUUUUUUAUUUUUUGAAAAAUUUAUUUUAUAUAAGCUGUUGCUGCCGUUGUUCAUUUGUUCUGCCUGAUUGCCGGUUUUACGCUUUUUGUUUUGAUGUGCGUGUCUCUUCUCUUCAUCUUCUGCCAUUGAUUUUUUUCCAGCUCUUUUUAUGAUAUGAAGUUCGGUGGUGAUUGUUACUCUUCAAUUUUUAUUCUUCUUCUUCAUAUUUUUCUUUCUCUUUCUCUUCCACUUUCAUGGAAUUCCAUUUCUCAAGUGAAUUGCGGUGAUUUUGGAGGUAAUUUUAGGUUCAAGCGUGGCUUAAUCAGUAAUUUUCAUGGGGAAAGGCGAUGAUGCCAAAUUUGUUUUUCCUUUGACAAAUCUCCAAAUUGGAGACUUGCAGUCUUAUCUUUCAGAUCUUAGCGUUUUUGUGGCCCUUGAAAGUAAUAAAUUAUAUAUUCUGGUGGACAAUCGGCCAUGGUUGAGGAAUCUUGGUUCACGGCCAGCACACUUGUGGCAGUUGAUGGUUACCAAGUCCAGGUUAUCUCCCUUUGCAAACACUAAGGCUCAAAGGGGCAGAAAAGAGGGAAACGAGGCUUGUUCUGAUUCCAGUCUUACUAAAUCAAAGAAGAUUGAAAGAUGGUUCAAAUUGAUCGAUGCAUCAACUUUGUCUCAGAGAAGAGGUUUGCUACCCAUGAAGAACUUAAGAAAUUCUUUGUUUCUAAGCAAUGAGUUGCACAGGACCCUCUAUGGUUUUAUUGUGUUUGAAGUUUCAUGGACCAAUGUUCGCGGUAUUAACUACUUGAAUGAGCUUCAGACAGACACAUCUCUGGCUCUUGAGGCUAAGAUUAUGCAGAGAUGGGAAUUUGAUAGCAUUGAGCAAGCUGCAAGUUGUAUAUCUUUGUGGUUCUUGGGAACACCUACCGAGCAGCUACAUUUGAAAGAAUAUCUAGAACCUGGUAAAGGGGAGAUCUUUUAUGAUGCCAAAGAAGAUUUCUCGAGGCCCAUCUCUGUUGAUGAUGAUGACAGUAGCUGUGAUGAUAAUCUGGGAGUUGAGGAUAUUUCUUCAUGCUGCCCAGGUGGCAAUUCUAGUGUACUUCAUGGGACUACAGAAAAUAAAACAAGUGAUCUGCACACUCCUCCUCCUACGGGGCCAUAUAAGAGAAGAAAGGUAACAAUGUCCACUGGUACUGGAGGAGGAGUUGAUUUUCAUUCGGAGGAAGCACAGGGUGGAAUUGAAGACUUGUUAGACAACUCUGAGACCUAUACCAAUGAUUGUGUAAGCACAGUUGAUGCUAAGCAGUACCGAGAUGUUUUGAUUUUGUUUAGGUUCAAUGAUCGUGAUCUUCCUUUUAAACUGAGGGAGAUAGUGAUGUCUGACCUACGGUUACUUACUUUAUUAGAGGCUGGACUUCCAUCGUGGGUUCUAUUUCUUCAGUCAUAUCCUGGGUUUUGCCAUCUUUAUCGCCCCUGGAUGUGCCCUUUGGCUAGAGCUCUAUAUGUUCUGAUCUCAAUUGUUACUGUUCUUAUAGGAUUUUAUGAUUUAUACAAAAAUGUUCCAGUUCUUAAGGCAACCGCAUCUCGUUUAUGUGGACCACUUUUUGAUUGGAUAGAGACCUGGGAGAUGGUGUCAAGGAUCAAGUACUUGGGAACAAUGUUAUUUCUGCAUAACUUUCAGAAGGCUAUUACAUGGGUUUUAAUGGUCACUCGUACCACUCGAUCUUUCUUUUCCAUUUUCACACAACCACUAGUUGAACCACUUAUGGAGUUCUUAGGCUUCCUCCUUCCAAUGUGGAAUGUGCUUGUUGGAGUGGUAGAGAGCUUGUGUUCUAUUAUUUCUGUUGUGACUGGAUCAAUUUGCGACGUAGUCAUAGAUUUAAUACAGCUUACACUGUGGCCUUUAUGGCUUAUCAUAUCAAUGAUCUGGAGCAUCGCAACUACAAUUUUGUAUCCCAUACUUUGGAUCCUUUGGGAGAUACUUUUUGCCCCAAUUAGAAUGGUUCUUGCUGUUGCCAGUUAUGUAGCUCUAAUUUGCGCCUGGAUAUUUGAAUCAAUUGGAGAUAUUUGGAGGUCUAUGAGUGGCAUUUUCCACCUUGCUUCAGCAUCUGAGGCAACGACGAGGACUUCUGAAAUUUCCAUUUGGCGGUCACUUUGGAAUGAUCUUUUCUCUCAGGUUUUUCGUGCACUUAAGAGUAUAUUUUAUGGUUUUGGUGCCUUCUUCGCAGCCUGCAAUAGGCAUCGCCUUAGCAUUUACAAUCACGUGCAGGAUUUCAUCCAAAGAAUAUUUGGUCAAGCCCAGAGAUCGCAGCCAUCAGGUUAUAGACAUAAUAGGCCACCACGUGCACGUGGGACUCAACUCUGGCUGAAAUAAAUAGGAAAAUUCACAUUAUGUGAGAUAUAAUCAAUCAUUUUAAUACUAGAAAGUGGGGUUGGUGCCUUGAACACAGAUCCUGUCGUCGCGAAUAAAAAACCUUGGACGACAAAAAAGAGAGCCUGUUCUGAAGGAGAAAUGGAGGAAUAAGAUUAGUUUUUGGUAAUAAAUAGUGCAGUAGGAACUUCAUUUUUUGGUUCGUGUGUAUGUGUUAGCAUGUUUUUUUGGUUUCCCAUUCUCUAUAAUUUCAAUAUUUUUUUAUAUGAUGUAUGUAAAGGUCAAGUUUCAUAUUGUAAAUAUAAAUGUACAGCCAACUUGUUAUCAAUUUUCUUUUUAAUUUUAUCAGUAAAUUAUGAUUUAAUA